AUGGACGAAACGUACAACGUGUUCGUGUCACACAUUCAAGCCUUGGAACUGGUGAACGACAGCCUUGACCCACUGUUGCAGUUCGAUUUGGAGAAGGAAAUGGGGGAUUUUGAGGACAAUUUCUAUGAAUUGAAGGCGAAGUUGCAGGCCAUCUGUGCUGUCCAACCACCUCAUCACUCUUCGGCGUCCAGCAUUAGUUCUGGCAUAGCCUACGGUGCUCUUCGGCUCCCGAGCAUCUCCAUUCCGGACUUUGACGGGGAUAUUUUGAAGUGGGUCUCGUUCUACGACAUUUAUUCCUCGCUUAUCGACUCGAACCCGGAACUGUCUGACAUUCAGAAGUUCCACUACCUGAAGCACGCGCUCGUGGGAAAAGCUGCCGAACACAUCGCGAACCUCAAGGUUUCUGCUGACACCUACGGCAUCGCGAUGGAGAUUCUGACGGAUCGGUACCAGAAUCCAAAAGUUCUUGUCAAGUGUCACCUGAACUCUCUUUUCGCGAUCCCCAAGAUAGAAGCUCAGUCUGUUGAUUCUUUGUCAAGUUUAGUGGACAGUUUCCAGAAGGAUAUUGGUGUGCUGAAGAAGCUUGGUGAGAAAACCGAUGGAUGGAGUACGAUUCUCAUGCACAUGAUGUCGGCGCGUCUGGAUGCAGAUACCAAGCGGGAAUGGGAGCGUGAAGGAGAGCUGAAGAAGGUGCCGACGUACACUCAGCUGGUCGAUUUCCUGAAGAAGCGGAUUUCCCAGCUGCAGUCGGCUGAAAUCGACUCGAUUCCACGAAAUUCCAAGCCUUCAUCGAGAGCGGUCCACACUACAACGUCGUCAGCGAGAUGUUCGUGCGUAGUUUGCGGUGGAAACCAUCAGCUGUUCUACUGCGACAAGUUCCGGAGUUUCACUGUGGCUGAACGAGCUGGCAUCGUUGCAAGGAACAAGCUCUGCAUCAACUGCAUGGCGGACAAGCACAGUCUGGCAAGUUGCAAGCAACGUUCCUGCAAAUUCUGCGGAAGAAGACACAACACUCUCCUACAUCGAAACGUUCCUGAUCAAGCGAAGAAGCAGUUCAACUGUGCGGCUCGCAGGGAAGUUCCGUCAACUCAAACCAGCCGUCCAGAUCAGCAAUCGUCAACUUCCGGUCAAGAUGAACAAGUUCUACCAAGCACAUCAACCUCUUCUGUCCAAACUCUCGUGACGUCUCGAUCUAACCGGUCUCCCACGCGCCAAGUUUUCCUCUCGACUGCACUCGUCAAAGUCGUCGGGCCAAAGGGUAAAACCGCAGUAGCUAGAGUUCUUCUCGACAAUGCUUCUCAACCCAACCUCAUGACGGAGCGCUUCCGUCGCAUCCUGAAUCUGCGGAAAACACCAGUCAGCACGGAGCUGUACGGAGUUGGAGCUGAAUGCAAAUCAGUUGCCUACUCGGUGGUCGCCACCGUGUGUUCCCGAUUCAACAAAUACCGAACGGUCCUCGAGUUUCUCGUCCUCCAAAAGGUCACAACCAACCUACCGACCACUUCCGUCGAAACCGACGAUUGGGACAUUCCAAGUCACGUCCAGCUAGCGGAUCCGACUUUUGCGACAUCGAACCCAAUCGACAUGGUCAUCGGCAGCGAAGUAUUCUUCGAACUACUGCGCAAGGGACGCAUGCGCAUCGACGACGACAAGCCAAUGCUCCAAAAUUCCGUAUUCGGUUGGCUCGUCUCCGGCGCGUUCCGUGGUACCAGCGUAUCCAGUCGACUCGUCAGUCACGUUACCACCAUGGAAAGUCUCGAGCAGCAAGUCGCACGGUUUUGGGAAAUCGAAUCUUGCGGAACCAAUUCGAUUUGGUCGCCGGAGGAAAAACUCUGCGAGGAAAUCUAUACGACUACUACAAGCAGGGACAAGACUGGUCGUUACGUCGUGGAGCUGCCGAAGCAUUCAGAGCUGAUGAGUCAACUUGGUGACUCUCGCUCUAUUGCUGUCCGACGGUUUUACGCGAUUGAACGCCGCCUGCAACGAGAACCGGAACUGCAACGCCAGUACGACGCUUUCAUGGCCGAGUAUCUGUCUCUUGGCCACAUGAAGCUCGUCGAUCCAGUGGUAGACAUUCCCGGUCAGCACUACUACCUGCCACACCACGCUGUGGUCAGGCCAGACAGCACGACAACGAAGCUCCGUGUUGUGUUCGACGGUUCGUGCAAAACGACAUCCGGAUUCGCCCUCAACGACAUUCUGCUGAAGGGACCCACAAUCCAGGACAUUUUGCUGUCGCAGUUGUUCCGUUUUCGCAUGAAGCCGGUCGUCAUCAAAGGUGACAUCGAAAAGAUGUACCGCCAGGUGCUGGUAGCAGAAAGCGAUCAAGCGUUUCAGAGGAUUGUUUACCGCAGCUCUCCCACCGAUCCGCUCCAAACCUACCAGCUCAAAACCGUCACUUACGGUACAAAGACGGCACCGUACCUAGCUACGCGAUGCCUCGAGCAGCUCUCGAUCGACGAGGCUGCCAACUAUCCCGCUGCAGCUCCCGUUGUUAAGAGUAGCUUCUACGUCGACGACCUCCUGGCUGGGUUCGACUCGCUCGACGAAGCUAUGGCAGCGACCAAGCAGAUUAUCCCGAUGCUGGCGUCCGCUGGUCUUUCGCUACGGAAAUGGUCAUCUAACCGCCGCCAGAUCCUCGAAGACAUCCCAGUGGAGUACCGGGAAACCCAAAAACUUUUGGAGCUCGACAAUUCUGCUCCGAUCCAAGCACUCGGACUUCUGUGGGAGCCAAACUCGGAUGAUCUUCGCUUCAAGGUGCCGGAGUGGUCGCACGACAAGCCUCCAACCAAGCGGAGUGUCCUCUCACAGACAGCUAGCCUUUUCGAUCCAUACGGACUCCUGGGUCCAGUGAUUGUUAAAGCGAAGAUUUUCAUCCAACACAUUUGGGAGUUGAAGCUGGGCUGGGACGAUCCACUGCCGGACGAGCUCAGCAGUUAUUGGUUGACUUUCGUCCUGACACUGCCAGCGCUUUGCGAGCUGCACGUUCCGCGUUUCGCACUGACCGACAAUGCAGCAUCGGUUCAACUUCACGGAUUCUGUGACGCUUCUCUACAAGCGUAUGGAGGGUGCCUUUACCUGCGCUCAACAUCAAGCUACGGUAAAGUUGUAAUCCAGCCGGUUGCUGGCAAGUCUCGCGUUGCACCUCUGGAACGGAAGCGGCCUCUACUUCCUCGGUUAGAGCUUUGCGGAGCUUUCCGUCUCGCCGUUCUGCAGAAGGAAUUCCUGGACAGCACCGGCCUCGAGUGUGAACGCACGUUUUGGUGUGACUCAACGAUCACGCUGCACUGGUUGUCCUCCGAACCAUCGAGAUGGAAGACGUUCGUCGCCAAUCGCGUUGCAGAGAUCCAGCAACUGACGAAAGGUGCAGUUUGGAACUACAUUUCGACAGCCGACAAUCCAGCUGACCACAUCUCGCGUGGUCUUGACGCUCCAGAGCUUCUGCGCUGUGAAGUUUGGUGGCGAUGUCCACGCUGGAUGAUGCGUACUGUCAACGUCUGGCCUGCAUCCAGGCUCAGAUGGAGAGAUCUUCGGAUCAACCAAGCCGAUCUCGAACCCCGUCAGCCACCGCCUGUGCCCGCUUUAGUUGCCAACCCAACGACUCAGCAGAAAGAUUGGUUCCAGCACGCUUUCGAGGAUUACGAUUCGCUGUUCGAUGUCGUUCGAGUUCUUGGUUUUUGUAGACGAUUCGUUGCGAACGUGAACAACAAACAACUAGGUAACCCAAAGCAGACAGGAUACCUGACGGUUGCUGAGUUCCGCUCGGCUGAAGCAGCGCUCCUCCGCCACGUUCAAGCUUUGUCAUUUCCGGAAGAACUUCGUCUGAUGUCCAGAGAAGAACAAGUUCCGCGACGUUCGCCCCUGUUCCACCUCGCGCCGUUCCUGGGACCAGACAAGCUGAUCCGUGUUGGUGGUCGACUAACGAACGCAGAGAUUCCGUACGAUCAGAAGCACCCGAUCCUCCUGCCGAAAGGACACCCGGUAACGAACUUAGUGUUCCUCGAUGCUCACACGCAAACUCUCCACGCUGGUCCGUCGCAUCUGCUGGCAGCAGUUCGCCGACGGUACUGGCCAAUCGACGGUCGAAACAAGGCACGCAGCGUCAUCAAGGAAUGA
Molecule: messenger RNA, 4116 nt
Organism: Culex quinquefasciatus (southern house mosquito)
Lineage: Eukaryota; Metazoa; Arthropoda; Insecta; Diptera; Culicidae
Exons: 2
Coding region: 1-4116 (1371 amino acids)
Source: RefSeq, a predicted model, not a curated record